AGAGUUCGUCAUUUCAACGUAAAUGGUCUGAAAAACGAUGGUGUGCUCAAUCAGUUUUAUUCCAAUUAUAAGCCUUACGUUGCUUAGACUCUUAUUUUGCACAGCUUCCCGGCACGAGGAAGAUUUAUACAAGAUACUUUUCGAUGAUUAUAAUAUUUGGAUUCGACCUGUUGCACAAAGCAACCAAAGCGUUUUAAUUAAGUUUGAAUUAUUCGUUUCGCAACUGGUUAAAGUGGAUGAAAUAAAUCAAAUUAUGAUGACCAAUCUAUGGUUAAAACAAGAAUGGAAUGAUAACAAACUAAGAUGGAAACCCAACGAUUACGGGGGUGUUGAAUAUCUGAGAAUACCAAGCGAAAAUAUAUGGAAGCCAGAUAUAGUGCUUUAUAACACAGCUGUUGGGAAAUUCCAAGUAGAUCAAAAUACGAAAGCUUUAUUGAAAUACAACGGCGAUAUAUCAUGGAUGCCACCAGCAAUAUUCAAAAGCUCAUGUAGCAUAGAUGUCACUUAUUUUCCUUUUGACACGCAGAACUGUACAAUGAAGUUUGGAUCAUGGACUUACGAUAAGGCACGAGUCAACUUGGUUAUGAAGGGCAAAGAGGCGAAUAGAAAGGAAUAUUGGGAAAGUGGGGAAUGGGAAGUCCUUGGAGUAUUUGGAUAUCGACACGAAAGAAAAUAUAAUUGUUGCCCAGAAGUUUACCCAGAUGUUACAUACUCGUUUCAUAUUCGUCGUCUGCCUCUCUUCUACAUGAUAAACUUAAUCAUCCCAUGUCUUCUUAUAUCUUUCCUCACAGUACUUGUAUUUUACCUGCCGUCAGAUUGUGGAGAAAAGAUAACACUCUGCAUAUCAGUUCUUCUUUCAUUGACGGUCUUUUUACUCGUGAUAACUGAAAUAAUUCCAUCUACGUCACUCGUGAUACCACUUAUCGGACAAUAUCUUCUUUUCACCAUGAUUUUCGUGACACUGUCGAUCGUGAUCACUGUGUUUGUUCUAAACGUUCAUUAUCGUUCUGAGAACACACAUACUAUGCCACCGUGGAUCAGGAGAGUGUUUCUGGAGUGUUUACCCAAGGUCAUGUUCAUGAAACGACCAAAGAAACGAAAACGUGCAGUUUAUAAAUUAGCAAAAAAUCUUGUUAAUUUUACUCCGGUGGAAAAACUAGACACCCAUGUGUUUGAUGAAAAUGGAGAUUACAAGAUUGCCUUUUUCGGCCAAGAUUCAAACAGAAAAGCACAAACGCAAGCUUCUAACACGGACAAUAAUUUGCCUAAAGAAGUGAAACGAGCAAUAGAAAGUGUAAUAUACAUUGCCAAUCAUUUAAAAGUGGACGAUGAGUCAACGGAGAUUGAAAACGAUUGGAAAUAUGUUGGCAUGGUUAUUGACCGAAUAUUUCUAUGGAUUUUUAUCGUUGUUUGCAUACUUGGUACUACAGGCCUGUUCUUACGUCCGUUAUUAGAUGAUGAACAUGUUAGUUCAGCACACGCACACGAAGACAAAUAACAAUGUUUAAAUUUAUCUUUUAAGUUGUGUAUUUUGUUUUGAUAUUUUCAUUUAAAAGAUUUAUAAAUUUAGUUUUAAAAAACUUAUGUUUGCGUUGGGAAUAUAAACUGCUGUUUUACCCAAAUCCUUCUUCGUGUACUGUAUGUGUACUGUAUGUGUGUGUGUGUGUGUGUGUGUGUGUGUGUGUGUGUGUUUGUGUGUGUGCGUGCGUGCGUCUCUGUACAUUUACGUUAUAACGCCAUGAAUCGUAUAUAGCUUUCUAAUGUUGUAUGAAAAGUUGGAGCAGUCGUUAAUAACGAGUUACAAGGUAAUGCCCUUUUCACGUAAAUCGUUACAUUUUUUGGCAAUAAAAUAAAACAAGGCUUUA
Molecule: messenger RNA, 1865 nt
Organism: Ciona intestinalis (vase tunicate)
Lineage: Eukaryota; Metazoa; Chordata; Ascidiacea; Phlebobranchia; Cionidae
Source: RefSeq